AUGGUUCAUCCGUUGCAUUUGCAUGCCCUCCAUGAGCUGCUGCUGCAAGCGAGGUCUCCACAUGCAGCCCUAGGACUGGUCUUUGUCCUGCUCGUCUGCCCUCUUCUUCUCCUCCUGCUCGUGCGCCACCUCGCAACGCCGUCGACGGCCGCGGCCACCGCGAGAGCCAGAGAAGAGCUACUGGGCAGGCUGCCCUCUCCUCCCAGUAGGCUCCCUAUCAUCGGCCACCUGCACCUCGUCGGCUCCCUCCCGCACGUCUCCCUCCGCGACCUUGCCGCCGAGCAUGGCCGCGACGGCCUCAUGCUCCUCCACCUCGGCGCCGUCCCCACGCUCGUGGUCUCGUCGCCGAGCGCCGCGGAGGCCGUGCUGCGCACGCACGACCAUGUCUUCGCGUCCCGGCCCUACUCCGCCGUCACCGAAAUCCUCUUCUACGGCCCCGCGGACGCCGCCUUCUCCCCCUACGGCGAGCACUGGCGGCAGGUCAAGAAGAUCGCCACCACGCACCUUCUCACCAACAAGAAGGUCCGCUCCUACCGCCAUGCCCGCGAGCACGAGGUGAGAUUGGUUGUGGCCAAGAUCUGCGAUGCGGCCUCCAAAUGCACCGCCAUCGACCUGAGUGACCUUCUCAACGCCUUCACCUAUGACAUUGUGUGUCAUGCUGUGUCUGAGGACCACUUCCCCAUGUUAGUGAAGAUGGACAUCAUCAAGAGAAUGGUUUGCGCCAAGGCCCAGAAGGUGAACAAGAUGUGGGACAACCUGCUCAAUAAUAUCAUCGAUGAGCAUGCAAGCAAGUUGGUGCCAGAACACAACAGCGAAGACAGUGACUUCACCGAUGUGUUGCUUUCUAUCCAACAAGAGUACCAACUCACGAGAGACCAUAUUAAGGCUCAGUUAGAGAUCAUGUUUGAAGCUGGCACAGAUACAUCAUUCAUAGUGUUGGAAUAUGCGAUGGUCCGGCUCAUGCGGAAACCCCACCUCAUGAACAAGCUACAAGCUGAGGUGAGGAGCACUAUUACCAAGGGGAAAGAAAUGGUUACCGAAGACGAUCUCGAUAGUUUGGCCUACCUAAAGGCAGCCAUUAAAGAGACACUCCGACUCCAUAUGCCUGGGCCACUCCUCAUACCCCACCUCUCCAUGGCCGACUGCAACAUAAAGGGCUACACGAUACCAUCAGGAAUACGUGUCAUCAUCAAUAGUUGGGCUCUUGGAAGGGACCCUAGUAGUUGGGAGCAUGCAGAUGAGUUCAUGCCUGAGCGGUUUAUGGAAUGUGGUAGCGCCGCAAAUAUGGACUAUAAGGGAAAUGACUUCCAAUACUUGCCCUUUGGGGCCGGGUGA
This is a messenger RNA of Triticum turgidum subsp. durum (durum wheat), 1335 nucleotides long. The record is from the annotation of a GenBank genome assembly. NCBI's taxonomy places the organism in Eukaryota, Viridiplantae, Streptophyta, Magnoliopsida, Poales, Poaceae.